UCCACUGAGGUGAGCUGCUCACCCAACAUCAUAUUUUUUUCUCAGGGCUGCCUGCUUCCAAUGACUGAUCAACAUGGGAGUGUAAAGGCCCAGCUCUCCAGCCCCUACUCAGGACAACUCUGAAGGGUCUUCUCACCUUCAAAGCUCAAUGUCUCCUCUGUCCAAUCCUGCUUCCUCCUCCUUCUAUUCCACACACUAAUCUCCAUCUCGGAGUUUGGUGCUGUUAUGGGCUGAAUUGUGUCCACCCAAAAUAUGUGUUGUAAGUGCUGACAUUGACAGGGAACUGCCAGAAAUUCAAGCCAGAUUGAGAAAAGAACAUGGAACGAGGGAUGUCAUUACUGAUGUCAGAUGGAUCUUGGCUGAAGGCAGAGAAUACCAGAAAGAUGUUUACCUGUGUUUUAUUGACUAUACAAAGGCAUUUGACUGUAUGGGUUGUAACAAAUUAUGGAUAACAUGGGGAAGAACGGGAAUCUCAGAACACUUAAUCGUGCUCAUGAGGAUCCCAUACAUAGGCCGGAGAAGAACUGACACCUUCAAACUGUGGUGUUGGUGAAGAAUAUUGAAUAUACCACGGACUGAUGAAAGAACAAACAAACCUGUCUUGGAAGAAGUAGAACCAGGAUGUUCCUUAGAAGCAACGACGGCAAGACUAUGUCUCACAGACUUUGGGCAUAUUAUCAGGAGGGAUCAGUCCCUGGAGAAGGAAAACAUGCUUGGUAAAGUAGAGGGUCAGUGAAAAAGAGGAAAACCUUCAAUGAGAUGGAUUGACACAGUGGCUGCAACAAUGGGCUCAAACAUAGCAAAGAUUGUGAGGAUGGUGCCAGACCGGGCAGUGUUUCAUUCUGUUGUACAUAAGAUCGCUAUGAGUCAGAAUGACUGGAGGGCACCUAACGACAUGCCUGUGGUUAUAAUCCCGUUUGGUAAUGGGUUGUGUUUGUUAUGUUAACAAGACAGGAUUAGUGAAGGGUGUGUCUUGAGUCAAUCUCUUUUGAGGUAUAAAAGAGAUUAAACAAGCAAGGCAGAAGAAGAAAGGGGGGAAGAGAGAUGCCAAGGCACAUGAAAAUCACCCAGAAACUGAAGCUCAGAAGAGACAAGGGCCUUCCUCCAGAGCCUGGCGGGACGGGGGAGGGACAAUUCCCCCAGAGCUGGUGCCCUGAAUUCGGGCAUCUAGCCUCCCGAACAGUAAGAAAAUAAAUUUGUUUGUUAAAGCCCUCCACUGUGAUAUUUCUGUUAUAGUAGCACUAAAUAAUUAGGGCAGGUACCCGUGGUGCACUCCUCCUUUAGAGCUUAGCUCCCCAGAGAAAGAUGUGCCAGUCUGCUUUCAAAAGGUUUGCAGCUUUGGAAACCCUAUGGGGCAGUUCUACUCUGUCCUAUAGGGCCGCGUUGGAAUCAUUCCACAGCAACGUUGUUGUUGUUUUAAUAAAAAGAUGAGGAAACUGCCUCUCAGACAGCUGAAGUGACUUGUGCAGUCUCAGCACUAGUUAAUAAGCCAACACUGGAAACUCAGGUUUCCUGAUUUCAGUGUAAGGCUCUCUCUUCGACCUCACAGCCUCUGGAGAUCAGCAUGAGGUUAUUCCACCAAGGUGUGGGUGGCUGUGGUGGAAGGAGGUAGAGCUGCUCAUCAGUGCCUUAAGGGGACAACCCUCAAAUACAACAGUCCAUGACGCCCUGACACUGUCAAGGCCGAGAGGGUGGAACUGCCAUUCUCCGCCUCUACCGACUUUUCCACAUCAAGGCUGCUACUGAAGUUCAGUUUUGGAAAGGUCGCGAACCGGGAAGAGAUUCUAAACAGCUGCUGAGAACCUGGUCUUGGAUUAUGCGGAUGCUGACUUAGCCUCCAGACAAAGCAGGUUUGAAAACCGGUUGGAUGUCCGGUAGGCGUAACUUAUUAUGAACGGGAUGACAGAGACAUGCCGCGACCCCCUAUUUCCUAACGCCAUCCAGGUUUCUUCCUGUCAGUCCUGUCCUUUCAGCCUUGAGGACGCUAUUUCAAAAUCUCUGAUCAGCAGGAAGGGGAAGUGCGCAAGCGCACUGUUGACAGCUCCCGCCACCUCCGGCUGGACCUUGUUACUUAGGAAACAGCCAAUCAGCGACCCGGGCAGUGACCAAUGGGAAGAGCGGAAUCGCCGAUCCGGCUAAUUUGAAAGCCCUGCGCCGGGCGGAGGUUGGCGCGGGUUUAGGAGGGCUGGGGCGCCGUCUCCUGUAGUCUAGGCCUCUUGUCCGCCCCCUGAGGGACCCGGGAGCGAUCGGCGACACCAGCUGCGAGGAACCGGCGCAGGGUGUUGCGAUGGUGAUGGCGGUGGAGGACAGCAUGGUUCAGGUGGUGGUGCGAGUACGACCCCCCACCCCACGGGAGUUGGAGUGUCAACGGCGGCCUGUGGUUCAGGUGGUGGAUGAUCGGGUGCUGGUGUUUGACCCUGAGGAACCUGAUGGAGGAUUCCCUGGCCUGAAAUGGAGCGGCACUCAAGAUGGCCCCAAGAAGAAGGGCAAAGACCUGAAGUUUGUCUUUGACCGGGUCUUUGGUGAGGUAGCCACCCAACAGGAUGUGUUCCAGUAUACCACCCACAGCAUCCUGGAUGGCUUCCUCCAGGGCUACAACUGCUCAGUGUUUGCCUAUGGAGCCACAGGGGCUGGGAAGACACACACCAUGCUGGGCAGAGAGGGGGACCCUGGCAUCAUGUACCUGACCACCAUGGAGCUGUAUAGGCGUCUCGAGGCCCACCAGGAGGAGAAGCGGUUUGAGGUGCUCAUCAGCUACCAGGAGGUGUACAAUGAGCAGAUCCAUGACCUCCUGGAGCCCAAGGGGCCCCUUGCCAUUCGUGAGGAUCCCGACAAGGGGGUGGUGGUGCAAGGCCUUUCCUUCCACCAGCCAACCUCAGCUGAGCAGCUGCUGGAGAUGCUGACCAGGGGGAACCAUAACCGUACGCAGCACCCCACUGAUGCCAAUGCGACUUCCUCCCGCUCCCAUGCCAUCUUCCAGAUCUUCGUGAAGCAGCAGGACCGGGUUCCAGGACUGACCCAGGCCUUUCAGGUAGCCAAGAUGAGCCUGAUCGACCUGGCUGGCUCAGAGCGGGCAUCCAGCACCCGCGCGAAGGGGGAGCGGCUGCGGGAAGGUGCCAACAUCAACCGCUCUCUGCUGGCGCUCAUCAAUGUCCUCAACGCCCUGGCCGAUGCAAAGGGCCGCAAGUCCCACGUGCCUUACCGGGACAGCAAGCUGACCCGCCUGCUCAAGGAUUCCAUUGGUGGCAACUGCCGCACAGUGAUGAUUGCUGCUGUCAGCCCCUCCAGCCUGGCCUACGAGGACACUUAUAAUACCCUCAAGUAUGCCGACCGGGCCAAGGAGAUCAAACUCUCGCUGAAGAGCAACGUGGUCAGCCUGGACUGCCACAUCAGCCAGUAUGCCACCAUCUGCCAACAGCUGCAGGCUGAGGUGGCCACCCUGAGGGAGAAGCUCCAGGUGUAUGAGGCGGCAGCCCGGGCCUCACAACUGGAGCCCCCACAAUCCCCCAAACUGGCCCUACCACAACCACACCUUUCUGGCUCCCCCUCACCAUCCCGCCUUCCCAGCCAGCCUUGUACUCCAGAGCUCCAUCCAGGAUCUGAAGUCCUUCAGGAGAAGAGCUUGCAAACAGUGUCCCAGGUAGAGAGGGCUGGGGAAGGGAAGUCCCCAGACCAGGAGCACCCCCCAGAGGACAAGGAUGAAGGCCCAGCCAAGGAGAUUCCAGUCCCGAUGCCAGAGCAGAGCCUCAGAAACCCAUUGCCAGGGUCCCCUGGCCUGCAUCUACAGCCCAAGCCAGGCGUGUGCAGGGACCAUUUUAAGCAACUGGCCCUAAAGGUGCUGUGCCUGGCCCAGCGGCAGUAUUCCCUUCUCCAAGCAGCCAGCCUCCUGACUCCGGACAUGAUUACAGAGUUUGAGGCCCUACAGCAGUUGGUGCUAGAGGGAAAAACUGAGCCUGGGGUGGAGGCUUCCAGGACUUCUGGCCUGGCCAGGGGGGCACCUCUGGCCCAGGAGCUGUGUUCAGAGUCAAAGUCUCUAGGGUACUCCGGCCCUGUGACCCGGACCAUGGCAAAGCAAUUAAGUGGCCUUAUGCCCACUCUGAGGAUCCCACCCGGACCUGACUGCACCCCAGCCCAAGCAUCUCAGAGGCCCCUGAGGAAGAAGAAGAAGAGGAGGAGACUGAGCCCCUCGGAGCCAGACAGCCCCCCAGCCCCGAAGCUGGGGACCAAGCGCCAGCGCCAGUCCUUCCUGCCCUGCCUGGGGAGGGGCUCUCUGCCUGAGGGCCAGCCUGCAUUCAGGCCGUGCACCCCCACAGGGGGAAGGACCUCGUCUCCCUGCCGUUCCCCUCGCUUCUGCCCAGCCACAGUCAUCAAAAGCCGGGUGCCCCUAGGCCUUUCUGCCCUGCAGAACUGCUCCACCCCUCUGGCUCUGCCAGCUCGGGACCUCAAUGCCACCUUUGAUCUCUCCGAGGAACCUCCCUCCAAGCUCAGUUUCCAGGAGCGCCUUGGCUGGGAGAAUGUCCCCCAGGAGCUGAACAGGCUGGACCAGCCCUUCAUCCCUAGUGGACCCAUGUUCCUGUUCACCAUGAAGGGCCCCAAGCCAACUUCUUCCCUCCCUGGAACCUCAGCCUGCAAGAAGAGGCGCAUUGGGAGCUCCUCAGUCUCCCGCUCCCUGGGAGUGACCCGGGGCCACAGCCGCAUCGCCCGCCUUCCCAGCAGCACCUUGAAAAGGCCAGCUGGGACACUUGCAAUUCCAGAGCAUCCCUUGAGUCCCCGCUGUCCUGGUGAUCAGAGGAGCCAGAAGGAACUAGUAGGGGCUGGGGGAGCCCUAUCAGCUGGAAGCUGCAUCACCAAGGUGUCCUGACCGCUGGGCCGCUCAGCUGGCUGUUCCCUCUUGGUUCCUGGAGCCACCUGCACCAGGAGCCCCAGCCUGCCUCCUUCAGAUGGUAGCAAUUAACGCAGCAACCACUUCCUUUAUUAACACCCCUCCCCUGGCCAUUCAUUCUGCUACUUACCCUCUUUAUUAAUCUCCUGUUAUACUCAGCUUCUCAGAGUGUAUGUAUUCAAUUGUGAGCAUUGCUAUUUUAAGAGGCGCUGCCAUCUUUCUCCCCUAGUCUAUAAUACCCUCUUCUGUGCAGGCCAGGGGCUUUUUUGGUUUUUGUCCCCUACCCCCAGGGUCUGACACAGGGCUGUGCCCAGUGGAGAAGGCAUGAGGAUGGGAGGUUGGGGAGUCCCAGCUCGGCUCUUUGCAGCUUCCUAGAGGGAGCAUCUUCAACCCCACUGCCCCCAAUCUGAAGCAGGAGCCCCAGCCCCAGGCCACAGUCCUAGUGAUGAUGCAGAUGAUGGUGGUGAUGUGAUUUCCAAACGAAGAUAGUUUUAUUGUUUUUAUUUUAUUAUUUCCUUCUGAUCUUUUAUUUCCAUGUGUGUUUGUAUGUGUGUUUAAAACCCGAUGCCGUCGAGAACUGCCCUCCAUGGGGUUUUCUUUGCUGUAAUCUUACAGAAGCAGAUCGCCAGGCCUUUAUACACACACACAUAUAAACAUACAUGUAUAUAUAAUAUAUAUAAUUAUAAUGAUUAAUAAUA
Loxodonta africana (African savanna elephant) is the source of this 5580-nucleotide messenger RNA. RefSeq names its product kinesin family member 18B (gene KIF18B). NCBI's taxonomy places the organism in Eukaryota, Metazoa, Chordata, Mammalia, Proboscidea, Elephantidae. The transcript is spliced from 16 exons. Gene Ontology annotation, biological process: microtubule-based movement. Gene Ontology annotation, molecular function: microtubule binding; microtubule motor activity; ATP binding. Bases 2288 to 4861 code for a protein of 857 amino acids. The record is from RefSeq and is a predicted model, not a curated record.